AAAAAUAUAGAUAAGUUAAACUCAAUAUACUUUUACGUUUACAUGGUUAAUGCAUUGUAACGUAUAUUUUCAUACUUACUAGGCAGCAAGAAAUAUAUAUAGGCGCAGUACGAUUCAUGAGGUAAUGUACAAAUUAAAAAACAGAGAGAGUAAAGGUCAAAUGUUUCAAAUAUAUUACUAAUAAGUAAAGUAAGCAAAAGUAUGAGUUUAUCCGUAGAUCGAAGUUCGGAAAAUGCGUCAGAUUUGCAACUUGAAGAUUUUAUAGAAAAAGAAAGUCGAAGACAACUAUUUCAGAAUUUAGCGCUUAAUCUGACAGACAUUUGUUGGGAAACCUGCAUUGAUCGUCCUGCACCACGAUUGGAAGCCAAGAUAGAAAAAUGCCUUAUGAACUGUGUUGAACGUUUCAUUGACACAACUAAUUUCAUUACAAAUAGAUGGGAACGCAUUGCUUUAAAUAAAAGUUCUGAUAUUGAUUUGAAAUAGAUUAUCUGAUAUUGAUUAGAAUAAAUAAG
This is a messenger RNA of Vespa mandarinia (Asian giant hornet), 512 nucleotides long. RefSeq names its product mitochondrial import inner membrane translocase subunit Tim8 A-like. NCBI's taxonomy places the organism in Eukaryota, Metazoa, Arthropoda, Insecta, Hymenoptera, Vespidae. The record is from RefSeq and is a predicted model, not a curated record.